CAGUCAAGAAGGUUCAUCGCAGAUGCUCUCACAGGUCUUCCAGAUUAAUAAUAAUUCACUGGACGGAUUAUAUUUCUCGGCUUUUGUGAGUGUGGAACUUGAGAAAUCGUAGGGCGAUAAGCUCAGAAAUAUAAAGAGUUUGUCCUUGAGGAUUUAAUAGCGCAAAUGGUGGAAGCGUAGGCGGGCUAGGCUGUUGGGGUUUUCGACGAAAGCUCAUGGUCUUUCAGGUCGACUCCAAUUUCCAUACCAUCUUAAUCCUUCAUUACUCUGUACUCCGAUCCAUCGUGAUCCAGUGAUACCCAUUGAUUUACUCCUUCAUAACUAUCGUCCUCUAUUGCCCCCAUUUUUUUCCAUUAAAAAAAUGGUUGACAAUAUUCUGGAGCCCACGUGUAACCAAUAACAGUAGAACAUUCUCGGAAUUUCGAUCGAAACCAUACUAGCUUUUCUACUGCACAAGGAUUGAGGAGCUUGCGAGAGCAUUACGUGCGCGACUGUUGGUGCCGACGGUUCUCCAUCAUUCGGUCGUGUUCCCAUAUCACUCACACUAUUCGUACCUUUUGAAUUAUUGAAUAAUUGUUGAUCGGUAUAAGGAUCAUCAUGAAGACUUGUGGGAUGAGCGCCAUCAAAUACAUUCUGUUUAUUUUUAAUCUGAUCUUCGCGAUUUCCGGUGUUGCCAUUAUAGCAGCUGGAGGUAUAGUCCUGGCGGAUGUUGGAGAGUUCAAUCAUUUUAUGGACGGAAAGAUUUUGGCUCCAGCAGUGGUACUAAUUGUCGCAGGUGCUAUUGUGUUCAUUAUAGCAUUCUUGGGAUGCUACGGUGCUAUCAAGGAGAAUUAUGUUCUUCUCUUGGCGUUCGCUGGAGCCCUGCUCAUCAUCUUCAUCAUCGAAUUAGCGGUUGGAAUUGCUGCCGCGGUGUUCCGCAACAGCUUUUCAGAUGUCAUGAAGGAGUCGCUGAGAUAUUCAAUGAAUAACUACACGAAGUCACAGGCUGAUAAAGUAGCAUGGGACGAUGUGCAGAUGAAGCUCAAAUGCUGUGGCAUCGACUCGGCAAAAGAUUGGAUCGAAGCCGGUGUGCUAGAUGCAUCAGUUUUACCCUAUUCGUGCUGCAGAGGUGCUGAAGAAAACACCCAGUGUCUUGAAUCAAACGCGGAGGUUUAUACAGAAGGUUGCUACAUGGAAUUGAAGCUGAGGGUGGAGAACAAUGCUCGCGUCCUGAUCGGCGUUGGCAUCGGAAUCGCUUUCGUCGAGGUCGCUGGUAUCGUGCUCGCAUGCUGUCUCGCGAUGGCGGUAAAGAAAGAGGGAGAGAAAUGAGAGGAGGAGUAAUUCGUUUUUUCAGUUGGAAAAAACGAAUUACUCAAAUAUCGGAUGUGAAAUCUAUUCAACAAGAAGGUGGCCAUGUCUAUUCUCAAGUUGGAGAGCAUCUUUUCAUCGACAGACGAGGACAAGAAAUAUGCUGUUGUUACAAGCGCAAUCAUCGAUAUCAACAAAUACAGAAUGAACAGUGUGAACUGAAAACAUACAUUCCAAU
This is a messenger RNA of Diachasmimorpha longicaudata, 1525 nucleotides long. Its product is annotated as CD63 antigen. Bases 598 to 1308 code for a protein of 236 amino acids. The transcript has 6 exons. Lineage: Eukaryota; Metazoa; Arthropoda; Insecta; Hymenoptera; Braconidae. The record is from RefSeq and is a predicted model, not a curated record. Gene Ontology annotation, cellular component: plasma membrane.